Molecule: messenger RNA, 429 nt
Organism: Dufourea novaeangliae
Lineage: Eukaryota; Metazoa; Arthropoda; Insecta; Hymenoptera; Halictidae
Product: lysozyme c-1-like
Exons: 1
Coding region: 1-429 (142 amino acids)
Source: RefSeq, a predicted model, not a curated record
AUGAGAUUCUACUUCGUACUAUUGGGCCUGAUACUCUUGGCUAUAAACACUCCUACAAAGGCGAAGAUCCUAACAAAGUGCGAUGCCGUACGAGAGCUGCAACGUCAUAAGAUCUCGAGAAGCCUGAUCAGCAACUGGAUCUGUCUGAUGGAGAACGAGAGCGGUCUGAACACUCAGCUGAUCACUGGACCGAAGACAGCUUCUAGCUACAGCUACGGGAUUUUUCAGAUCAAUAGCGCCAAGUGGUGCGCCAGAGGACACGCAGGUGGUUUGUGCAACAAACGCUGCGAGCUCUUCGCGAACGACGACAUCCAGGACGACAUCGUUUGCGCCAAGAUAAUCUACAAGGAAGGGGGAUUCAACGCUUGGAACGGAUGGCUGAAGAAGUGCAGGAACAAACCUCUGCCGAACAUCCGCGGUUGCUUUUAA